Molecule: messenger RNA, 8016 nt
Organism: Fusarium venenatum
Lineage: Eukaryota; Fungi; Ascomycota; Sordariomycetes; Hypocreales; Nectriaceae
Product: armadillo-type protein
Biological process (GO): cellular response to amino acid starvation; regulation of translation
Cellular component (GO): cytosol
Molecular function (GO): protein kinase regulator activity
Source: RefSeq, a predicted model, not a curated record
AUGUCUAACGGCGACUCAUCCGAACCUGGCGGCAUGGCCAGCCUCGACUUUACAGCCAUUAAACACGCCCUGGCCUCGUCUUCGACCAAUAUUAGAAUCAGUCAGCUACACUCAAUCGAGGAGAAGCUUACUCAAAAAUCCGUCGACAACACCUCAAUCACACGUCUUCUUCAGCUCUUCUUUGGUACAUACGCCUUCUACACUGAUCGACAGUCCCGACUAUCCGUCCAGAAGUGCCUUGUUGCCUUGAUCUCAGCUGGUAUCGACUCCAAGACCAUUGCCCCACUCAUCGCCGCUCUGCGCAAAGAAAGCCAGAAACAUGGCAUCGCUCCGACCAACGCGUUUGUACUCGUCGAAUGGUGUAGCUUGUUCAUGCAGUAUCUUGAUGCCUCAUUGUGGGACCAUUUCGCUUCCGAUAUCAUCUUAACGGACGCCGAUGCUUUAGAUAAAUGUCACCAGUCCUCUGCCAGGAAGUCUGUAGCCCACUCUGCUAUCAUUGUUACCAGGAGGGGUCUACGAAAGCUUUUCUCAUCACCACACUCAAGCGAGAAGAGACUCUCUUCUUCUGUCAAUACCUUAGCUACGAAGAGCGCUCAAUCGACCCCCAGAAAUGCUGUCUUGCUUGGUGUUAUCGCUGGCGUAUCUGCCAGGAAGGAUCACCUGCGACCGGUUCUUGAUACCAUCAAACCCAAGUACUACGAAUUCUUUACAAGAGAAAUAAUUGGCUCCCGCACCGCUGUUCCGGAACACGUUGUGCUGGGACUUAGUGACUUCUUUACUUCUUUCGCAACCCCUGAGGAACUCUCCAAGGAGCUGAUCCCUGCUCUUGAGAAAGGCCUUCUGCGUGCGCCCGAGGUCAUACUUGGGGGCGUUGUUACGCCUCUUGUCCGCUCUCUACCCGAAGAUUUCGACCUUUCAAAGGUCCUCGAACAGAAUCUCCUCAAACCUUUGUUGUCAAACGCUAAGUCAACAAAUGCAGCAAUUCGUACUGGUGCCUUGGAUGCUUUCCGUGCACUAGUUCUCAGAUCGAAAGAUACCGCCUCGUUGGAGAAGGUUAUUAAUGAGGUCGCAACCCCUCUUAAAGCAGGCAAACUCGCAUCUCCUGAUCAUCGCAUAUUGCAUGCGCAGAUGCUCGAAGCCACCCCUCUUUCAACUUCAAGUGCCGAACAGGUCGCCAGCGCGGUGGCCACUGUAGCUGUCAAGGAAGGAAAUGAGGGUGCUUUGGCCGCAGAGACAUCAGCAUUGGCAAAUGCUAUAACCUUUCUUCUGGCGCAAGAUGUUGAAGUGCCCAAAUCUGUCCUGGACUCAGUUACCAAGGGACUUACUGAAAAGAAGAUCCCCUCUCGCAAGUGCUGGCUGCUCAGGGUAGGAGUUAUCUUGCAAUCCCUUGCUGAAGCACAAUCAGUGUCUCCGGGUAUGGCCACUUUUGUCGAGGCUGUUGUGCCUAAAAUGGUCACAACCCUCACAGAGGUGGCAGCCAAUGCCGCCUCUGCUGCUCAAAGCGGUCUCGUCGUUGGUGCCUAUAUCCUGACGGCUGUGAGCCCCCAUAUAUAUCGCUUACUUCCCGGCUCCUCAGCGGAAUCUAGUUUAACAAAAGCGUCAGUCACAAAGCAAUCGUUGUCUCUGGAUCCCAAGUCAUCCUUUCUUCUGAGCCAUCGAAUUUAUUCCAAAGUGACAGCAAACGAAGAUCUUGGAUGGUUUGCGCGUGCUUUGGGUUCUGUUUUCCAGAGCCUUGAUGAGAAUGUGGACAAGCAGGUGACCCUUGCUUGGUCUGAAGCUUUUAUCCAUCUUGUCGCCGCCCAUAACGUACCCGCUACUAUUCAGCAGGAGUCAUCCAAACUCCUUUCUGGUCUCUAUGUCCAUAAUCCAAGAUUGGUGUCUGCUUUCAUCAUAAGUGGCUUAUGGGAUCAUGUCGAGCGUUCUGGGUUCGGUGACAGGGAACACUCAGCGAGUACUCAUAACUUGAUUCAGGUUGUGAAGUCAAUUUGUCUCACCCCCAAUGAGAUAAGCAAGUCUGGCAAAUCUGUUGCCAAGGAAGACCUCGAAUCUCAGGCAAACAGCCUUCUUGUUCUGGCACGGUCAGAGUUGAUACCAAGAGCAAACUGGAUCGACUUGUGUCUCAGAAUGGAGUUGGAUCCUGGCAAUCUUGCGACAAAGUAUCAAGACGAACUUAUGGCUGAAAUAGAAGCCAGGACGUCUUUUGAUCAGAAGGUCGGGGUUGUUAAGACAGCUGCAUACAAUGCAGCUGCCGAUCUGGCCUUUGUCGCCCCUGAAACUAUUAUCCCACGCUUGCUGGAGGCACUGCGCCGAGACCUUAAUGCGGAACAAUUACAAGACAUUGGUCCUGUCGAGGCGGCUAUCUAUAGAACUGCCGAAGGCACCGCAUUUGUUGAUGUCCUCGCAAAGAAAUCUCAGCAAGUUUUGGACAAGAACAAGAAGGACUACGAUAUUCUCAAAUGGGAGGAAGAACUCAGGAGUCAACUCGAAAAGAAGAAAGGCCAACAAAAGAAACUGACCCCUGAAGAGAACGCAAAGGUCAACGCUCAACUAAAGAAAGAGAGUCAAAUCAGACAAUCAAUUACCGCGACCGUGGCGAGGCUCUUGCGAGGUAUUGGCAUUAUCCGCAGCCUUGCCACUGGUCCGCCAACCGAUGCCACUCAAUGGAUUGGCACUGCAGUAUCCCUCCUGGUUGGCAUCAUGGACGCCGGCGCCACGCUGAUCACAGGAGACGAGGCACCUCUAGCUUAUCUCACUUGCGCUGAAAAGGUGACUGAGCGCCUGGGUUCAAUGAGGCCUUUCAUCGGAAUCGCAGCCUUAAGAUUGCGUGGCGUGUCUUUAUCGGAAAAUUACCAGGAAGAGGCUGUCGAGGAUCUGAUUACGAGAGUUCUUUAUCGAUUGCGAUUCGCGGGCGAACAACGACCUUUCGACUCAGUGUCACUCAUUUAUGCUCUGCCACUCGUGCUGGACCUUCUCCGUAAGGGCGGAGUUGGCAGUUCGGCAGAUGACGCCGAUGCUCAACUAGUGUUGGCUAUUGAGUUCCUUUCAUACCAUACAGAUGUAUGUGUCGACGAGGCCGUACCCCGAGCUGAGCUCCUCUCAGUUCUCAUCAGUUCUAUGCAGGCAUAUGCUCAGCAUUAUAAGCUUCUCAAGGACUGUUUUGCUGACAUGUGUCGCUGCAUCGCUCCUAACAUGGACCGAGACGAGAUGAUCGUCUUAACAAAGGGUACCUUGGUGCCCGAAACGAGGGUUAGAUCCACAGUGUUGCAGUCGAUCAGUGCCGAAGUUGACAUGAGCGAAUUGGGCUACUCUGAUGAAAUCUGGGUUGCUGCUCACGAUGAUGAGGAGGAACAUCAAGAUCUCGGUCGAGAAAUCUGGGAGGAAAGUGGUUUUGAAGUUACGACAGAGAUGCCGCUGAGGUUGCUACCUUUCCUUGAGAGUAAAGACGGGCAGUUACGUCGUGGCGCUGCUCGUUCUUUGGCUGAAGCAGUCAGCAUACAUCACGAGACCUUGGAAGCUGUGCUCGAGCAGCUCAAGUCUACCUACAUUGAGCUAGCAAAACCCAGGGUUCAGCAAUUAGAUGAAUUCGGAAUGCCCAAGAAGAUGGAUCUGUCCGAUCCCUGGGAGGGUCGGCAAGGUAUCGCGACUGCCUUCAAAGAACUCGCUUCAGUUAUUAAGACCGAUCAGCUGGAUCCAUUGUUCGAUUUCCUUAUCAGCGUCGGACCCCUUGGCGAUAAAAACGACGCGGUACGGAGUGAAAUGCUGGAUGCCUCAAUCAAGGCGAUCGAGAUCCACGGCAAGACAAUUCUCGACAAACUCAUGUCGAAGUUUGAGCAGACUUUGGAGCAGCCAGACACAAACAGUGAUGCGGCUGAUCGUGUAAACGAAGCCGUCAUCAUCAUGUAUGGUGCCUUGGCUCGUCACCUCAGCCCUGGUGACCCUAAGAUCCCCAUUGUCAUUGAUCGCCUGGUGGCUACCCUAAGUACCCCUUCCGAAACAGUACAGUAUGCUAUUGCUGAAUGCUUGCCUCCCCUGAUUCAGGCCUGUCCAGAUCAGUCUUCCAAGUAUUUCGGUCAGAUUCUGGAGCAGCUUCUUAGUUCGAAGAAGUAUGCUGUCCAGCGUGGGUCUGCAUAUGGUCUGGCUGGACUUGUCAUGGGUCGUGGCAUUGCAUCAAUCCGAGAAUACCGCAUACUCUCAACUCUCAAUGAUGCUGCGGAGAACAAGAAGGAAGCAAACCAGCGUGAGGCCGCUCUACUCGCGUACGAGCUCCUGGCCACCAUGCUUGGGCGCAUCUUUGAGCCCUAUGUGAUUCAGAUCGUGCCUCAAUUGCUGACGGGCUUUGGUGACGCCAAUGCAAACGUUCGGGAUGCUUGUUUGGCAGCGGCAAAGGCAUGCUUUGCCAGGUUGAGCUCCUAUGGUGUCAAGAAGAUUAUGCCAACCCUUCUUAACGGCCUGGAGGAGCAACAGUGGAGAAGUAAAAAGGGUGCCUGUGACCUUCUCGGUGCAAUGGCAUACCUCGAUCCCCAGCAGCUUGCCAACAGUCUACCCGACAUCAUUCCUCCUCUCACUGGCGUGCUCAACGACAGUCACAAAGAAGUCAGAGCUGCUGCGAACCGAAGCUUGAAGAGAUUUGGCGAAGUCAUCAACAACCCAGAGAUCAAGUCCCUGGUUGACAUCAUUCUCAAGGCCCUCAGCGACCCUACGAAAUACACAGAUGAGGCUCUGGACUCGCUUAUCAAAGUUCAAUUCGUCCAUUACCUUGAUGCUCCCUCUCUGGCAUUGGUUACUCGCAUUCUUCAACGCGGUUUGGCUGAUCGUUCUAACACCAAGCGCAAGGCUGCACAGGUCAUUGGCAGCUUGGCUCACCUGACGGAGAAGAAGGACGUUGUCAUGCACCUGCCUGUGCUUGUGGCUGGCCUCAAGCUUGCCAUCGUCGAUCCAGUACCGACCACCCGAGCUACUGCUUCUAGGGCUCUAGGUUCUUUGGUGGAGAAGCUUGGAGAAGAUACGCUUCCUGACCUUAUUCCUGGCCUUAUGCAAACCCUCAAGUCAGACACUGGUGCUGGUGACCGUCUGGGAUCUGCUCAAGCCCUCAGCGAAGUUCUUGCUGGACUGGGAACAACAAGACUGGAGGAGACCCUCCCGACCAUUCUCCAGAACGUCGAAUCUUCAAAACCCGCCGUUCGCGAAGGUUUUAUGUCGCUUUUCAUCUUUCUUCCUGUCUGUUUUGGCAACAGCUUCUCCAACUACUUGGGUCGAAUUGUUCCACCUAUUCUCGCAGGUCUGGCCGACGAUAUCGAGUCUAUUCGUGAAACGGCACUACGCGCAGGUCGAUUGUUGGUUAAGAACUUCGCAGCUCGAGCUGUCGAUCUCCUGCUUCCGGAACUCGAGCGUGGUCUCGCCGAUGAUAGCUACAGAAUCCGGCUCAGCUCCGUCGAACUCGUUGGAGAUCUUCUAUUUAACCUUACAGGUAUCAAGGCUGGUACUGACGCCGAAGAUAUUGAAGAGGACGAGAACAUCAAGGAAGCAGGCGCGUCUCUCAAAGAAACCCUUGGCGAAGACAAGCGCAACAAGAUUCUGUCAGCCCUGUAUGUAUGCAGAUGUGAUACAGCUGGUGCUGUUCGAUCAGCCGCCAUUGCUGUCUGGAAGGUUCUCGUUCAUAGCCCGAGAACCCUCAAAGAGCUUGUGCCCACCCUUACUCAACUUCUUAUCAGACGAUUGGGAAGCUCCAACAUGGAACACAAGGUCAUUGCCAGCAAUGCUCUUGGAGAGCUUAUUCGAAAGGCCGGAGAUGGUGUUCUGUCGAGUCUUCUUCCUACUUUAGAAGAGGGUCUCCAGACAUCUGUCGAUGUCGAUGCUAAGCAAGGUAUCUGUCUUGCGUUGAGGGAACUUAUUUCGUCCGCUUCUCCCGAGGCUCUCGAAGACCACGAGAAGACCCUCAUCUCAGUUGUUCGUACCGCGCUUACUGAUUCCGACGAGGAUGUUCGAGAAGCUGCUGCAGAAGCCUUUGAUUCGCUUCAGCAGAUCUUUGGCAAGCGAGCAGUCGAUCAGGUCCUUCCCUUCCUUCUCAACCUUUUACGUUCUGAGGACGAGGCAGAUAACGCUCUGCAGGCUCUUCUUACGCUACUUACUGAGACAACCCGAUCCAACAUUAUUUUGCCAAACCUCAUCCCAACACUUACAACACCUCCUAUUUCAUCCUUCGAUGCUAAGGCUCUUGCCUCUCUAUCCAAGGUUGCUGGCCCUGCCAUGAACCGUCGCUUGCCCAACAUCAUCAACUCGCUUAUGGAUAACGAGAUCAACUGCAAGGAGGAUGGCCUUCGUGAAGAGCUGGCGACGUCUUUCGACACUGUUAUUCAGUCUAUUGAUGAAUACGAUGGUCUGAAUACGGUCAUGAACGUCCUAUUGCAGCUUCUCAAGCAUGAGGACCACCGUCGCCGAUCAGCCACUGCACACCACAUGGCCAACUUCUUCGCGGCUGCUAGCGUAGAUUACUCUAGAUACAGCCAAGAUAUUAUCCGCUCCCUUCUCAAUUCAUUUGACGACAGAGACGCCGAUGUUGUCAAGGCUGCAUGGGCAGCUCUCAGCGCCUUCACCAAGAAGCUGCGAAAGGAGGAAAUGGAGUCGCUUGUUAUUUCAACACGACAAACUCUUCAGCGUGUUGGUGUCGCAGGAGCGAACCUGCGCGGUUUCGAGUUGCCAAAGGGCAUCAACGCUAUUCUGCCUAUCUUCUUACAAGGUCUCAUGAACGGCACCGCUGAUCAGCGAGUACAGGCUGCCCUGGGUAUAUCGGAUAUUGUCGACAGAACAAGUGAGGCUUCUCUCAAGCCAUUCGUGACCCAGAUUACUGGUCCCCUGAUCCGAGUCGUUUCAGAGCGUGCCACCGAAGUCAAGUCGGCCAUUCUCCUGACCCUCAAUAACCUGCUGGAUAAAAUGCCCACCGCGUUAAAGCCUUUUCUUCCCCAGCUUCAGCGCACAUUCGCUAAAUCUCUGGCGGACUCAUCCAGCGAGACACUGAGAACCCGAGCUGCCAAGGCACUCGGAACUUUGAUCAAGUAUACGCCACGCAUUGAUCCCCUCAUCGCUGAGCUCGUUACUGGAUCCAAGACAGCGGACCCCGGCGUCAAGACCGCUAUGCUCAAGGCGCUAUACGAGGUUAUCAGCAAAGCUGGCGCUAACAUGGGAGAGGCCUCUCGAGCUUCUGUCUUGUCACUUAUCGACAUGGAUACAGACGAGAGAGAUGAGACCAUGACCAUCACUAAUGCCAAGCUACUGGGCGCGCUCAUCAAGAACGUUCCUGAAGAUGCCGCUCUGGGUUUGUUGAAGAACCGCGUGGCCACCCCACAUUUUACCCAUUCUUCUGUUCUUGCUCUGAACUCCGUCCUGGCCGAGUCCCCAGAUGUUCUGCUUCAAAGCUCCUUAGUCGACGACUUGCCCGACCUCUUGUUCCAGGGUGUCACUAACAAGAGCGUCUUUGUCGCGGACAACUGUAUUCUUGCUACCGGAAAGUAUCUGCUCUCGGAUUCUGCAAAGACCUUUGAGACAACAAAGGGUAUCUUCGAGGCCUUGGCUUCUGUUAUCCAGCCUGGCAAUGCGACCGAUUCGCGUCGACUUGCUCUAGUCGUCGUUCGUACCGUCAGCCGCAAAGACAUGGAGAUGGUUCGGCCCCAUGUUGCUCUGUUAGCACAGCCCAUAUUUGCCAGCGUUCGAGAUCCUGUCAUCCCUGUCAAGCUUGCUGCAGAAGCGGCAUUUGUGGAGUUAUUCAGUGUGGCGGACGAGGAGAGCCGCAUCUUCGACAAGUUCAUGGCUGGUGCCGGGGCUGACCUUGCUCCUAACACCAAGAGAAGCAUGGGUGACUACUUCAAACGUGUUGCUAUGAGGCUGGGUUCUCAAGCUCGUGAGAGGCGCGAAGCUGAGGGUGGACAAGGAGGACUCGGAUUAUCGAACGAUGAAGCCGAAGACGAAAAAGAGAUAUGGAGCGUGGGCAAGGUUGAUGUAGGUAGCGAAGCAUUCACAUAA